Messenger RNA from Peronospora matthiolae, 597 nucleotides. Lineage: Eukaryota; Oomycota; Peronosporomycetes; Peronosporales; Peronosporaceae. The record is from the annotation of a GenBank genome assembly.
AUGAAAUUCCGAUUCUGCGGAGGUUUGGAGCCUCCCGACUGGGUGCUGGUCGAGAUUCCGCUGCUGCUGUCGGGAGAGUCGCGCAAAGUCCUACCUAGUGAUCUCAGCGCCAUGUGCCACGCUCUUGCAGUGAAUAUCACACGAGAGGAGCUUGAGCAAGCGCAGUCACUGUUUGAAGAGAAAGACGAGAGAAAUGCUGCAGUUGCUGUUCUGCGAUUUAUCUUGACACAUGCUGCGAAAUAUGAUGUGGAGCGUACCGAUCUCGUGAAGGAGCUGUUACAACUGGGUAUGCAUCUGGCAGCAGCUGAGGCCAUUGCGUUGAGCUACGAACAUCAUCGUCCUCGCAUCCAAGACCAACUGCGUGCUCAACGGUUCCGGUUUCCAGGCAUCGAGAAGGUGAAGUGGAACGUGGAGGCCGACUCGAGAGUGUCCAUGCACCUGAUGCUGGACCGGCCGGUCAUGGAAUGCGACGUAGCGACAACGGCUGCGAGUUCCGAGCUCAGCUUCGACAUGAGUAAAGCCAAGUUUCUGGCACUAUACGAGGAGCUCCGUCAAGCGCAAUCGAUGCUCCGCAGUGUGCAGCCGUCCACAAGUUGA